GAUAAGUGUGAGUGGAGGAGCUUGCAGGGGCGUCAGUGCACAUGAACGCUCAGACGGAUAAGUUGCUCGACGUGGGACCACGGGGGAACAUCACAUCGUUACACAGCCUGCUGAAAAAACACCCCCAUGUCCAGCAGGUGAGUCGACAACGCAAAACCAUCUGCACUUUUUUUUUCCACAGACACUUACUACUGUUGUAUAUUUUUUGCAUUAUGUAUACUCAGCAUCUUGCAUUUUUAUCUUUUUUUGGCGGGAGGGGGGCUGCAAUUUAACUUAAUACGCAAUAGAGAGGAGACAGUUGACGGCAGAUGGGGGAAACAAAAGAAGAAACGGAGUGAAAAACUGAGACAAAGGACGUUAGAAAUCAUUCCGUCUGCUUCUGCUGUGCUUGUUUGAGUGUUGACACGCAACAUAUGAGGAGAAAAAUGCACACAUAUUAUCACUGGAGGCUUUUUGAGCAUUGUCAUGCACAGAUGCGGAUAGGAUCGGCGCUGUACACCAGCCCAAAGCAUGAUAAUACGACUGAAUAACGCAAUUGCGGUUUAACGAUGGAUUACGCCUUUCUGCCUCGGUCCAUGUGGACAGUUGACAGCAGAAUCGUGCAACAUCCAGCUGAGCUCCAUACCAGCGUGGUGGUGACGCGCAGUAUACCCGCAGGAACCUGCUUCGGUCCGUGCAUUCUUCAACACACUUUUUACGACACCAUCGCCUUUAUUGCGCAGAAAUCCAGCGACAGGAAAGCCAAAUCAUGCGUCUUUAGCGUGGACCCAGAGGCCAUGCGUAAUUCGGCGUUGGUGCUGUCUUGGCUGCGACUGGUGCAGGCUGCGCGCAAUAAAGAGGAGCAGAACACCGAGGCCUUCCUCAAAGGAGGUCAGCUCUAUGUGAGGACCACUAGAGACGUCGAACAGGAGGAGGAACUCCUGGUGUGGUACGACCAGGAGCUUUGUCACCUUCUGGGCUUUACAGACAUGAGCAGAGGCACAAGUAAAGAGUUCAGAUGUGCUAGGUGUGAGCAGGUCUUCAAGAAUGAAUAUCCAUUCCUGGCCCAUUGCCGCUUCUUGUGUGCCCAAAUAAAGAGUGACACCUGGAGCGUUUACGAACAAAAGCACGUGGAGCUCAAGAGGCCGCAUCGUGUCACAGAUUUCCACAACAUCGCCAGAGAUUUGGAACACAAACAACCCGGCAGCAGUGGCGACGCAGACGUCCUCGCUUUGAAACGAAAAUACCAGGACAGCCUCCCCCUCAAAUUGCAGAAGACUGUCUUGUUGGAAAAAAUCAACAUUUCAAAUGAUGAUAACAUCACACAGUUGGGGAGAAGCCAGGACGAGGCUGGAGGAGGUGCAUCUGACACAGACAUUAAGAUAAAAGCGGACGUGACCAAGCUGGAUGAUUUGGGAUGUAAAAAUGUGACUUUUGGAGAGGCGAUGGAAGCCAAAUGGACUUUUACACACGGCAGGCUUGUGGACUCGGAGACAGGGGAGAGCUCUGGCUUGCGCUCGAGCAGCAGCAGUGCUUUUUCUUUGGUCCAGUCAAACAAUCGGGAACAGAAAAGUGCUUUUUGUAAACCCAGUAAAAGGAUCGCUGCAGGCGGACUGCAUCAUGGUGGUGUAACAACAGGGCCCUCUAUUGGUGUGGAGGAGAUGAGCGAGGUCUUCGCCUCCAGGACCGUAUCAGGAUAUAACACGCUGAUGGCGCCCAGCAUCCUGAGCAAUGACAUGCACACAUUGUCGUCACCCUUCCAUUACACACCGGAGCACUGGUCAAGAACCUCUCAGGUCCAGUCAACCUCGGCGCUCACCGUCCUCCCUCCCACCUUCACCUCAUUCGGUGUGUCGGUACAGAACUGGUGCGCCAAGUGCAACUUGUCUUUCCGCAUGACAUCCGACCUUGUCUUCCACAUGCGCUCCCACCACAAGAAGGAGUUCGCCGCCGAGUCCCAGGUGAGGAGGAGGAGGGAGGAGAAGCUCACCUGCCCCAUCUGCCACGAAUACUUCAGAGAGCGCCACCACCUGUCCAGACACAUGACGUCACAUAACUGAUGACAGAAGAAAAAUGUAUUCAUUCAGUAAAUAAAGCUUCUGUAUUUAAUAGGCUUAGAUCCUGGAUUUAACAGUGAAUGUAGUAGCUGUUAUAAAAUAGCCAACACAGCAUGUCCACUAGGGGGCGGCAAAGGUACAUGACUGACCUCGCAACCUCUCUGUCCUUCAGGCCUCUGUGUGUUGUUUUUUGUGCCUUAAGGACCUCAGGAUGGUGGAAAAUAGAUGAAGAGAUGUUGAGGACAGCUCCUGAUUGUCACGCACAUCUUGAAGCCAUCUGCUUAUUUAUCCUCUUUGUACUGUACAUGGCCAUGGAGUGUGUUUGCACAUUUACAGAUCUAAACAUGUCAACAUGAAAUAUGCUUUGAGUGUUUUUUUUCAUCAUUUGAAACACCAUGAUGAAAACUGGAUGAAAAUUUAUAAAGAAUCGGAACAAAUCCCAUUGUUCUAACAAUAUUGGGUAUACCUGCUGUACAUUAUUGUAUUGUGCAGUCAGUUUUUUAAUAACUUGGUUUUCAAAGAAAAUUUUAGCCCAAAUUUUGCUCUGAUUCUUGUACACUGUCUCGGUUAUCAUACAAUAUUGGGAGUAACAAACUAGUCAGUUUACCAUGCACUGCAUCCUCACAACAGUGUGACUGUUAAAUAACCUGCCAUGUGCCCAAAGAAAGUUGUGAGUGCCAGUAAUUUGAUGAAGAACGUGAGAAACACUAUUCAAUUCAAGAAAUAAUUCAUCAUCAAGUACGGAGAUGGUGUCCCCUCCCCUGCUCCUUCACUGUCUUCACCAACAAGGAUCUUCAAUAAAAGUAAA
Molecule: messenger RNA, 2844 nt
Organism: Dunckerocampus dactyliophorus (ringed pipefish)
Lineage: Eukaryota; Metazoa; Chordata; Actinopteri; Syngnathiformes; Syngnathidae
Gene: znf488
Product: PR domain containing 8
Exons: 4
Coding region: 549-2039 (496 amino acids)
Biological process (GO): regulation of DNA-templated transcription
Cellular component (GO): nucleus
Molecular function (GO): protein binding
Source: RefSeq, a predicted model, not a curated record